Messenger RNA from Caenorhabditis remanei, 1569 nucleotides. RefSeq lists its product as uncharacterized. The transcript is spliced from 8 exons. The record is from RefSeq and is a predicted model, not a curated record. The coding region runs from base 1 to 1569 and encodes 522 amino acids. NCBI's taxonomy places the organism in Eukaryota, Metazoa, Nematoda, Chromadorea, Rhabditida, Rhabditidae.
AUGAUUACAACUUCUGAAGAAGAUCCAGACGUUGCAAGCAACCAAAGCCCACACAAACUCUUUCUUCUGGGUUACAUCCCACAUGCAAGGCAUAAUCCAAUCUUGAAAACGAUAACGAAUGAUUUGUUGUCUCAUUAUUACAUCUCAUGGAAUUCGUCGAAGUGGCAGCAUUCAGACGGUGAACCCUCGCGUUCAAGAAGUCUAAUGGCUAAUGCAGAUGCUCUCGUUUUUUUCAUAAAUGAGCAGACUUUACGUGAUGAGAACUGUCUCUUGACAUUACAAUAUGCCUGGAACUUGACUCUACCAAUUUUGAUGUUACGGCCACCUAUGACAAAACUCGUUAUUUCUAAUCGUGAAGCUCACCGUGAAAGAGAAAAAAUAAUGCACAUAGGAGAAUGCGCAAUUGUUAGAAGUACAAGUGGUGAGCCUUGGCAACUUUUGAACGAUGGAAACUCAGAGUCUGUUGACUACGCUUUACUGCAGGACGUUCUUCAUGAAGGCUACCGUCUUUCCACUCUUUAUGAUGUGCAGUCUCAUGCCAAAUCACUGGCUCGAGUUCGACGGAAACUAUCCACGAUUUUUUCAACAACAAAUUUUCUGCUACCGCUGUCUAAAGGUGGUUCAUCGUCAUCAUCUCAACCGCAUUUCUACUUAUCCCCGUCCAACAGUUCUUUAUGCGAUGCACACAAAUUGUCCAAAUCUCGUAGUGCCGUCAUCAAGCCUCCAGUGGCAACGAAGAUAGCAACACGCCGUCAGAGUGGAUCGUCUGGAGAUAAUAACAAAACGCGUCUCAAUUUAUCGAUGAGCACUGGGAAUUUAUGCCGGACGGGAGUCGUGCGCACACCAUAUCCGAAGGCAAAGCAAUUUCAGUUUGAGGAGGACGGAGGCGAUGAGGAAGAUGAGACGGACGAAGAGGAUACAGAUUUAGUUAGUAUCAAAACGCAUUCGGGAAGACGACGUAAUGUUUUGAAGAGUCCUCCGCCCCCUGAUAGAAUUCCUAGUUCAGUGGGAGCAAGCGAAGUUGAUGAGAAGGAUGAUACUUUUUUAAAGCUAAUGCCGGACAAUAUUCAACACACCAUUUUUAAGACACCAACGUUGGAUUUGCCAAUUGGGGAUGAUUCAGAAAUCGAUGCUGAUUCAUUUCCUCUUCCUCCACCAACUCCCAAAACACCAGGCAGUGGAUUAUUCUCCAUACCUUCAGGGAGAAACACUGAGAACACAUCUCGUUCUCGUUUUACUAAAAGAAGUCGUUUUGGUUCAAUAACCAGUCGUACUUCUUCUUUAGAUCGUCGAAUGAGUUUAAGCUGUUUAGAAGAUAUUUCUAAUUAUCAGAAAACUCAAUAUUUGGUGUUCCCGCUCCGAGACUCUACUAAGAAACCUUAUUUGCUCAAAUUUCCUGAAGACAUGCACGAAGAAGAAGAGAAACACGGAGGCAGUGUGUGGGGCAGCGAUACGAGUUUGGAAGAGGAAAUUAAGCUGGCCGAAAAAAUCAACGCAGGAAUUAUUGUGGACUACAUGGAUGAUUCUCCAAUCGUUUCUCCCGCUCCAUAUUUGGGAGACUUGGCCUAA